Messenger RNA from Lytechinus variegatus (green sea urchin), 3127 nucleotides. RefSeq names its product histone-lysine N-methyltransferase PRDM9-like. The record is from RefSeq and is a predicted model, not a curated record. The coding region runs from base 436 to 3018 and encodes 860 amino acids. Gene Ontology annotation, cellular component: nucleus. Gene Ontology annotation, molecular function: protein binding. NCBI's taxonomy places the organism in Eukaryota, Metazoa, Echinodermata, Echinoidea, Temnopleuroida, Toxopneustidae. The transcript has 6 exons.
UUCCACCCAUGAUUUUAAUUUUAGAAAAGUCAACAUUGAUAUUCCACUGUCAAAAGCAAAUCCAGUUUCCAAAUGAAACGAUAAUCAACCACCUCGACUCUUGACUUGAGUCACAUAACCUUGGGAUGAUAAAAUCUUUCUGUGACAAAUGUAUGUAUUAAAAUCAAUAUCAGAAUAAUUAUCUACGGUAUAAUGACAGAGAUUUCCCCAAAAAGGCACAUUAUCAUCAAGUAAGCAAUUUAAGAUCUAGUUCAAUCCAGCAUGAACGACUCACUAUCGACCCCUCCCAAACCCUCCCAACCGCAGGUGCAUUGGGCAGCUCGACUGCCGAGAGACCGGCUGUGACAAGGGUAGCUGGCAUCUCUUGUAUAUCUGGACUGCGCAAUGUCAGAAUGAAAUAUAUGCCUCAAACCAUCCAGAAAGUUUGUUGGUGCCAUGGAUGACAAUUACAUUCAUGAACGACAGGAGACGAGCACAAACCAAGAAAGCACCCAAGGGCAGCCUCAUAUUCAACCUCCCCUACAUUAUCACCAGCAGUAUCCUCCACCAGCACACCAUGCUAUACAGACUGGGUACCAUGGACUCAGAUUUGCAUCGGACAUCAACUCCAUGCAGACUUCAGUCUCUGAUGCAGGUACUGCCCCAGGACAGGUACCCAUUCCCACAGGGGUGCACCCUCCUAGAUUACCCAUCACGUCAGGGUCUACCAGCAUCACCAACAGGGAGAGCCACGGCCAGAAGGGACACUUCUAUGAUCACGUCCUAGGCCUCGCAGCUGCUAUGCAAGUGAACUCUGCACCACUUCACUAUAGACCAGAUCUUUCCAGUGGCGCUAUACAACUCCAGCAGGUUCCGACUUCGCUGCCAGCCACAGUUGCAACUCCACCACCUCUUCAACCUGCUCCAACUCUCAACUCCUCGCAUGAUCCCAGCUACCUUAUCGAAGACCUCUCCAACUCAACACACAGCAAUGUUUCCGCACCCCACUCAGUUCAUGCAACUCUUUCUUGCCCCAAUCCUUCUGGGAACACUGUUAAUACUGUGCCUCCAACAACUCUGUCAGACAAAAAGAAGAAGAGUCCUAAACCCAGAGCAAAGAGGGCUAGUCUUCCGCAGCCAGUUGUUCAGUUUCAGCCUCAGAGAGUGCAAAAUGUCACCAAGUGCUGCCAGACGGAACCUAUGUUUGAGGACAUCUGGAAACUUGAGAGUACAAGGGCAGAGCCAUCUAGUCUUCCAUCGAGUCUGGAAUUCAUCCAAGCGGCGGGUGAGGAGAGUAAGAUAGUGGGUGUGAACUCUACAAAAGACUUGGAAGAAGGAGAAACGUUUGGGCCGUACACUGGAGAGUUUGUGAAAGAAGGUUUAGGCUGUUACAACCCAUCAACAUGGGAGGUAUGUGUACGAGGCAGAGUGUGGUUUUAUCUUGACGGAUCCACAGACCCUGAUAAUUGGAUGCACCAUGUCCAGUAUGCCAGGAGCAGCAAGGAACAGAACAUGGAAGCCUUCCAGUCAUAUGGGGAUAUCUACUUCCGUAUCACCAAACCUAUCAAGUCGGGAACAGAGCUUAGAGUCUUCUAUAGUCCAGAGUACAGGAAGAGGGUUGGAUUCAAGACCAGUCUAGAUGAACUUCAUGUGGACCAAGACAACAAGAUGUUCCAAUGUCAAGACUGUAAACACCGUUACAACAACCCAAAGAGCCUUAUGAGACAUCUGAAAUUUGAGCAUGACAAAGAGAACCAACGCAGUACAAACAACUCAAAGGUCGAUUUUCAGUCUGAAAACUCCACCCCAACAAAGCUCGAGUUCAUCACUUCUUUGUUGACGAAACGUGCCAAGACUACGACUGGAGCUGCAGAAAAAGCUGUCCCCAAAGGAACACCAAAGAAAAAUGCGAAAGAAGAGAAAGGCAAGAAAUACAUGCAAGUAAAGUUUGUUCCAUUGAAGAACUCUGAUGACAAUGAGGCCAAAGGAAGUAGGAAAAGGAAGAGGAGGUUCACGUGUAAGAGAUGCGGGAAGCUGUUUUCAUCAGGAGGACGCCUCCGACAACAUGAAAGGUUUCACGAAGAGGCCAAAGACACCAAGCCUGUGUGUAAGAUCUGUGGAUUGGAGUGUAAACACCAAAGAGCACUCAAGCAGCAUAUGCCUUCGCAUGAUUCAUCUUCAUUCCAGUGUCCAAAUUGCGACAGGUUCUUCAAUCAAAAGAACCUCUUUGCCUACCACCUGCGGCGGGUGCAUAAGAUCUAUAUUAUGCCAGACAAAGGUCGUAGAAUGGAAAAGUUUGAAAGGUAUGUUGGACCUGAAGAGGAAUCAGAGGAACCUGAAGAGCCUUUCCAUCCAGAUCUACCGAAGGACAUGCUUGGAAAGCAAAUACUGAUAACCAGUAAGAAUCCAAAGGUUUUCAAAUGUAAGUACUGCCCAAAGAGAUUUUCAACCAACAAGAACGUGAUCAGGCACGAAGAUACUGUGCAUACAAACAAUGGUCAAUACAAGUGUGAGUACUGUCCCGCUACAUACACAAGAAUGGCCGCACUCUUGUUGCACAGGCAAAAGCACACGAUGGAUCGCCCCUUCAAGUGCGAGGAGUGCCCACGGUCCUUCUCUUCAGAGAGCGCCCUCAAGAACCACCUUCCAGAACACCGCGGUGAACGACCCUACAUCUGUGACGUCUGCGGCAAGGGCUUUGGCACAAGGAAGAACAUGACUUGCCAUAAGAGACGUGUCCACAUGGCUCCAACCACAGUCUUUAACUGUAGCUUUUGUGAGAAGACAUUCAAGCACAAGACGGCACUGUCGCAACAUGAGCAACGCCAUAAGGGAAUCCGGCCCCACGUUUGUUUAACCUGUGGACGUGCCUUUGGAACGAAAUUCACUCUGCAAUCUCACAUGCGCAUCCACACAGGUGAAAAGCCGUUUGAAUGUCGAGUGUGUCAUCAGAAGUUUGCCCUGAAUCAUCAUCUUGCCAGACACAUGACGCGUCAUCAGAAGGCGUUGGCUGGAUCUUCAGAGGAAGACUUGGUUUAGAGGUUUGGGUGAAUGAAACAAGGUCUAAUGGACUACAUGUAAAUAGUAAUAGUACCAUUUAUUAGGCAUUCAAGAGCUAAACAAUGUAUUAUUUGAUAUUUAUGUAGAU